Tinamus guttatus (white-throated tinamou) is the source of this 566-nucleotide messenger RNA. NCBI's taxonomy places the organism in Eukaryota, Metazoa, Chordata, Aves, Tinamiformes, Tinamidae. The record is from RefSeq and is a predicted model, not a curated record.
ACCCUGUACAAACAGGUUAUUACUUACUGCUUUGAGUCAUACUAAUUCACUUGUGGAGCCUCUUCUUGUAACUUGCAUAUGAUACAUUAUUUAAUUCCUGGUGGAGUGAACAAAUGCAAACAGUUUGGCUUUACGAUGUGAUAUAUGCAUGGCAAAUGAAAAACCUCAAAAUGUUAAUAUGAAUCAGGAAGUCUUUUUUUAAAACGUUAAUAGCUGUGGAUGCAAAACUGAUAACUAAGGGGUUUCAUUUUUAACAGCAUCGCUACAAAUCAGACCUGAACUUCAUGAAAGGGGUUGGUUGGAUGGCUCUGAGAUCUCCGCAGAUAGAAAGUGUAAAGAAGGCUGGAGAGCUCAUCAGCGAGACAAAGUACCGUCAGAAGCCAGAAAGCUUGAAGUUCACUGCUGUGGUUGACUCUCCAGAUUUGAUUCAUGCUAAGAAUAGCUACCUCCAGUGCAGUGAUAGGCUGUACAAGGCUGGAGACUCCGAAGCCAGGCACCGGUACACCCUGCCUCCCGAUCACCCAGACUUCAUCCGAGCCCGCCAGAAUGCUCUUCAAAUCAGCGAU